Molecule: messenger RNA, 792 nt
Organism: Candidozyma duobushaemuli
Lineage: Eukaryota; Fungi; Ascomycota; Pichiomycetes; Serinales; Metschnikowiaceae
Gene: FIG1
Product: Fig1p
Exons: 1
Coding region: 1-792 (263 amino acids)
Biological process (GO): conjugation with cellular fusion
Cellular component (GO): mating projection tip; membrane
Source: RefSeq, a predicted model, not a curated record
AUGAUGUUCUGCAUUUCGCUUCUUUGCAAGACCUUCACCUUGGUCUCCCUCAUCAUUGCAUUGUUUCUCUUGGGGUUCCUCCUCAUAGGCAAUGUCUCCUCCGCACCGGCCUACUCGUCUGUGUUCAUGAUCAAGCUUCGCUUCAAUACUACAGCGGAUGCCUUCGAUGAAUUGGUCACCCACAAUGCCUCGCUGCUUGCUGACCGCUACAUCACUGCAAACUACAUGGGUAUCUGUGCUGGCCUUGAAAACGGAAAGAAGGUGUGCUCCGGUGCGGGAAACUUCACCUCGUUGGAUGAAUAUCUUUCGGUGGAAGUUCAGGGCACCAAGAUUUCUCUCGCUGAGAUGUCGCUGCGCUUCACCGAUGCCUGCCACCCAGGCCUACUUGUUGUUAGUCUUAUCUUUGUGGUGCUUCUUCUUCUCACUGUUCUUUGGUGUGCCAUCCCAUUGUUACCAUCGAAGCCUCUAGUCCGCAAGAUCUCCGUGGGCUUGUGCCUUCUCAACAUCCUCAUCUGGGGACUUGGCCUGAUGCUCCAACAUCAGACGGUUGCGUCUGCAUUGAGGCUUGUGGGGCCAAGCUCGAUGGGCAUGGUCUUAGCGUCCAAGGGAGGUCGUGCAGAAGCAAUGACGUGGACGGCGUUUGCGUUUCUUUUGGUCGUUUUGGGUUUGCUAGUGAAACUGGUGUAUCAAGAUAUGCGGGCGAAGAAGCCAGAGAAGGAGCCCGAGCAGCUGUAUCCAAUGCAGCAGGAGCGGUACUACUAUGGCGACCCCAAGAAAUACGGGUACGUCUGA